UCCAUGAGGAGACGGCGGCUUCACUCCGGUGACUGGAAUGCUGUGUGUCACCGUGAUGGAGCGGGGAUGUGGGGGUUUCAGGUGGAGUCUCAGCCGAGUUGUAUAACAACAGCCAAGCUCACAGAUGUGGGAGGAGCCUGUGGGAUAUAUAAGCAGACGCUCCUGGCUGCAGCUGAACACAAAGCACCUGUUGCUGCUGCUGCACAGAGUUCAGACGCUAAACCUGCCCACCGACCUGAACGUGUCUCCUGACUGCCGCUGCUUUCAUCCAACGCCACAAAGAACCACAAUGAACCGCUUCAGGAGCAAGAUGCUGGGUUUAUUCAUUAUCUGCAUGUCUCUACAAGAUGGCUGUGGACUCCCUUUAUCAGACCAGCAGGAAGCGAUCGUCUCAGAGCCACAUCAGCGCCACAUCAGGACCAAGCGCUGCUCCUGUAGCAACUGGGAAGACAGAGAGUGCAUCUACUUCUGCCACCUGGACAUCAUCUGGGUCAACACACCGAGCAAACUCCUUCCUUAUGGCCUGGGAAGUUCUGCGUCUCGCCGUCGCCGGUCAGCCAGCCGAUGUGAAUGCAGCGAUCCUGCAGAUAAAACCUGCCAUGGCUUUUGCCAUAAAAGUCCUGAAGACGGCAGAACGGAGGCCUUGCAAAAAGUUACCAGCAUAAACAGCCACAGAUUUCUUACAGCUUUAAGAUCUGUGGUCAAGCUCAACAUGGCAAUCGCAAAAGGUAUUCAGUCAUCAAACUCUUCAGGAGCCAAGAAAACCAAAACAAGAAGGUAAAGGAGAGAAGAUCCAAACAACGCUCUGACUUAAUGGAUCCUACCUCCCAGUGGGGUACCAGUGAGCCUCUGAGACUCCUCCAAACUCCUACUGACUCCGGAGCUCAAAAGGAUUCCCCAUCAUGUGGAAACAAGAGUGGAGACAUGAAAGAGGAAGGAGGAAAAUGAAGACGUGUUUCAAACUUUGGGAGACUCCUUAGUUCUAAAUGAUGAACCCUAAAUGGAGGAACAAGUGUAUGUCGUCUUUUUCUCCUCCAUGGAGAAUAAUGGGCCAAAUCACAGUUCAUAUGUAACAAUUAGUCUCCCUCAGUCAAAGUCAAAUAUUCAAGAAAGGUCAAAAGUACCAACAGGGACUGGGAAUUUGGGCUCAAUGGACGAAACACCAACAUUGGUUCUCUGAGAAGACCUUGAAAUUGAGAACUGUGUCAUUUAUAUCCU
This is a messenger RNA of Poecilia latipinna (sailfin molly), 1218 nucleotides long. RefSeq names its product endothelin 2 (gene edn2). Gene Ontology annotation, cellular component: extracellular region. Gene Ontology annotation, biological process: vein smooth muscle contraction; regulation of systemic arterial blood pressure by endothelin; intracellular calcium ion homeostasis. Gene Ontology annotation, molecular function: hormone activity; endothelin B receptor binding. Bases 125 to 781 code for a protein of 218 amino acids. The transcript is spliced from 5 exons. The record is from RefSeq and is a predicted model, not a curated record. NCBI's taxonomy places the organism in Eukaryota, Metazoa, Chordata, Actinopteri, Cyprinodontiformes, Poeciliidae.